Diaporthe citri is the source of this 378-nucleotide messenger RNA. RefSeq lists its product as uncharacterized. The transcript has 2 exons. Bases 1 to 378 code for a protein of 125 amino acids. The record is from RefSeq and is a predicted model, not a curated record. NCBI's taxonomy places the organism in Eukaryota, Fungi, Ascomycota, Sordariomycetes, Diaporthales, Diaporthaceae.
AUGGCGGUCUCUGCCAUAACUCUUUCGCCAAAUACAGAAGGGCUGUCGGGCGGUGAGGCCCCUAUUCCCGUCUUCACCUUGCACGGCUCAUGGGACCCCAACAAGCCGUGGUCCUCGAUGGAGCCUGGAGACCUGGCGCCUGACGCGCGACUAUGUCUGAACUUGCGUCGAAUCAAUUACCUGGCCAAGACCAAGCGAAGAGAUGACAAGCUCAACUCGCAUCGCCUCAACGUACAGUACGUAGCUAUGGCGUGCUGUGACUUCAUCAUGAUCCGGGCGGAACACGGAGACGAUCCCCGCCGCAAGAAAUUAGACUGCCGGUACCAGCCCAGAAACAACCAAAUAAAACCACGAAGCUCCGCCAUCCUGGCAUGCUGA